Molecule: messenger RNA, 4909 nt
Organism: Mizuhopecten yessoensis (Yesso scallop)
Lineage: Eukaryota; Metazoa; Mollusca; Bivalvia; Pectinida; Pectinidae
Product: protein CLEC16A-like
Exons: 22
Coding region: 85-3666 (1193 amino acids)
Biological process (GO): endosomal transport; endosome to lysosome transport; regulation of autophagosome maturation
Cellular component (GO): late endosome; endolysosome membrane
Source: RefSeq, a predicted model, not a curated record
UAUUUUCAUGGCUGUCAUAAGUUGACACCUACUUCAGAAAUUAUGUUUGUUUGAUCCAAGGUUUGAGUGGAUAAAUCAUUCGCGAUGUUUUCCAGAUCGAAAGGAUGGUUGCCUGGACUAUUGUCUAAACCUAAAAAUCCACAUUCCCUGGAACAUUUAAAGUACUUGUACAAUUUGCUGUUGAAGAACCAAAUAGUGCAUGAACACAACAGAAGUUUGCUGGUUGAGACGUUGAGGUCCAUUUCAGAAAUCCUUAUAUGGGGUGAUCAAAAUGACAGCAGUGUAUUUGAUUUCUUCUUGGAAAAGAACAUGCUGUCGUUUUUCCUGCGAUAUCUGCGACAGAAAUUGGGACGAUUUAUAUGUGUGCAACUCCUACAGACUCUGAACAUCCUGUUUGAGAACAUAAGCAACGAAACAUCCUUGUAUUACCUAUUGUCAAACAAUCACAUCAAUGCUAUCAUAGUCCAUAGAUUUGAUUUCUCAGAUGAAGAGGUUAUGGCUUAUUAUAUCUCAUUCCUGAAGACUUUGUCUUUGAAGUUGAAUCGUCACACUAUUCAUUUCUUUUACAAUGAGCACACCAAUGAUUUUGCCCUGUACACAGAAGCUAUAAAGUUUUUUAAUCACUCGGAGACCAUGGUGAGGAUUGCAGUGCGAACCAUUACAUUAAAUGUGUUUAGAGUCCAAGACAACGCCAUGCUGAGGUAUAUAAAGGAUCGGACAGCAGCCCCAUACUUCUCUAACCUUGUUUGGUUCAUAGGCAUGCAUAUACUUGAUCUGGACAGCUGUGUACGCAACGAUGCAGGGCAUCAAAGUCGUAACUGGUUGUCAGACCUAGUGGCUGAACACUUAGAUCACCUGCAUUACAUGAACGACAUCCUGAAUAUCCAGAUUGACUCACUAAAUGAUGUGUUGACGGACCAGCUCCUGAACCGACUCCUCAUUCCUCUCUACGUGUACUCCCUUACCAUGAGGAAGAAACAUUCCGAUAGAACGCUUCAGAGAAAACAUGUAUCGUCAGUGGUGUCCCUGUUCCUGCUGUCACAGGUGUUUCUGAUCAUCAGUUACUCACCACUGGUCAGACAGCUGGCAGAAAUCAUAUUCCAAGGAGAUGUAGAUAUACUUAGACUCGAGUCAUCAGAGGAAAUGCCAACAAGGCGUGUGAGAGCAUUUACUGCCCCAGAAGAAACCUUGGAGAAGACAUUCGAUACAAGCAGUAUGAGGCCAUCAGUGGAUCCAUCAGCGGAACAGAGCCCAAGGAUACAGGAGGGAAACUCCACAUUCUUUACCAAGGAAGCCACAACCAGCACAACAGUAGGCAUUGAGGAAGCCUCUUCACCCGAAACAGAGCGAAUGUCCAGCCCAGUGAAUGAAGUAGUGUCUGGUGACAAUGAUUUGUCAAGUCCAAACCAGAAUUCAACAGACGAGGAAAAACUUCUCAGUUCAUUAAGCCGCACGCAGAACUAUGAACUGCCAACUUCCAUCUCAAUAGAACAGAGACAAGCUUCAUUCUCUCUUAACAAAAGGCCAUAUUUAGAAUCCAUCUUCAAUGCAUUGGAGUGUACAGAGAAUGACUAUGAGGCUCUGUUUGGACUUUGUCUGUUAUACGCCAUGGGACACAAUGAUGGUCUUCACCAAGGUUUAAUGGAUACUGUUCUCAUGCCGACCGAGAAGUGUGAGACAAAAGACCAUUACAAUGUGGCAUUGGUAGAAAGAUUAAUCAAGAUCAUCACUCUGGCAUGUCAGCAUGGUGAGUAUAGCAACCAGUGUUCUAUAAACCUCCUACACAACUCUCACAAAGAGUUCUAUAAACCCCCUACACAACUCUCACACAGUGGUGAAGAAAUUUUCCUAGAUAUGUUUGAAGAUGAAUACAGAGAAAUGAAAAGUCGGCCAAUAAAUGUGGAGUACUUUAUGAUGGAUGCCUCCAUUCUGUUACCCCCCACGGGAACGCCACUGACUGGGAUAGGUUUCAACAAGAGGCUGCCAUGUGGAGAGAUGGAGAGAGCCCGAAGGGCGAUCGGAGUGUUUAUCAUGGUGCGGGACCUGUCUCUGUGUCUGAUGCAUGAGGAGGAAACACAGCUGCCUCUCACCAAGGAGAAAGCCUGUGUCAAGGUGUCUGAGAUACUAGACCUUAAUAACAGUGACUUGAUUGCCUGUACUAUAGUGACAAAGGAAAGGAAACAAGAGAGGCGUUUUUUAGUGAUUGACAGCGUCCAGAUGAUACUGGUAGAACCGGACACCAAGCGACUGGGUUGGGGUGUGGUCAGAUUUGUCGGUUUACUUCAGGAUGUGGAAGUCAUGGGGGACAAAGAUGACAGCCGUUCUCUACAUAUCAACAUCCACAAGCCAGCAAGCUCCCAACACACAAGGCCGAUGUCAUUACUUUCAGCACGCUUCCUCUUCGAUGACCACAUACGCUGUAUGGCCGCCAAACAACGAUUGUCCAAGGGGCGGCUGAAGGCCCGGCAACUAAAGAUGCACAUGAUAGAGAGACUACUAGACAUUCCUUCUGACAGCAGCUCCAGGACACAUACUCCUGUGUCCAAGUCUAAGGCAUACCCAGGACGAGGUCAUGCAGUGCGAGUAACCACUGGUCAUACGCCGAGUCCAACACCGUCUGAAAACUCCACUGAAUCCCAAUCCCAGGGGGUGACUAAGUCAGGGCACAGACUGCUACCAAAUGUGCCGGACGAGGCUGCACGCAUGAAGAGUGGUUCCAAGAAGACUGUUCCCCCUGGUAAACAAGACAUUGAGGUGGCUGAGGAAGCGACAAGCUUUGCCUACCAUUCCUUUAAUCAACAGACGGGUGGGGCCUCACCCAGUCGACAUUCCCCCUCUCCUGUUGAGUCACAGGACAUUCCUCUUGAGGACUUGUCAAAGAAGAAGAAGAGGCAUUCUGCACGUAAAAUGUCAGAUUCUAAAAUAAUGACUCUUGCAUCGAGUUCACACAGCAGAAGUCAUUCACACAGUCCAAAGAGGCCGGAGGGAAUCAAGCCGAGCCGAGGUCGAUCUACCUCUCUGGCUAUUGAGAGUGAAAAACGUGAUCGUAGUUCCACACCAGUCAGACGACAGCACAGUAAAAGUAGUCCACCUACUUAUGUGUCAUCUAAUCAGUCAAGAUCUCGGGCUUCAUCAACUUCAUCAGAUGAAGAAAUCACUAGGCAAAAACUGAAGGGGAAAGAGAUUGCCCACCAGUCGCCCAAGACUCUCCGACCAGCUGAGGCACCAACUCUAUCACUCCUCCCUCAGGGAGAGAAUGGUGCAUGUAUACCUUCAAGUAGUGAUGACUCUCCAAAAUUGAUGGCCCCUGCAGAGAUGGAUCGUAUCCGAAGUCUGAGUGACACAUCCAGUACCAGCAGUGGAGGCAGUCAGAUUGACAUUGUAUUACAGGGGAAGAGCAAGGAAGACAAACAGGCAGGGAGGCCUCAGUUUGCCUACAACACACCAAAAGGGGCCGAGGCCGAAGUGAGCACAGCCAGUGUGGAACAAGGCAGUGUUGCUAGGUCUGAUCACCAAAACAAAUCAACAUCUGACCAGCUCACAAAGUUAGCCCAGAUUGUACAGGAGCAUUACAAGUUCUCUAAGGAUGAUGGUGGCGGACAGCAGCAGACCUCACUAUCACCCUCUUCUUCUAGUUCUCAGAGUACUGAAACUAGUGGUGUGUAAUGCUCACAGGCCUGUGUUGUCUUUAUACUUCUUAUAAGGAGGGUGUAGAGUUGGAAAUCCUAACUCCUUAUACUUAUUGAAGGAACAGGGCAGUAUUUGAUUUCUCCACACCCUCGCAUGCCUUGAGGAAGAAGGCAGGGUAUCUCAGGAUGUGGUGAAGUAAGGAUGUCCUAAUGUAGGGAUAGUGGUGUUAUGGAAAUGGAGGGCUAUUAUAUAUAGGGGUAGAUUGGAAUGUAAAAGGAACUUUUUGCAGUUAAAUGUAACAGAGUUUAAAACAUGUGUUUAUUUUAUGUUGCAAUUAAUAUCAGACACAGGUGAACAAGUGCUCACCUAGUUAAGUUGUGUGACCCUUUCCCCAGUUUGUGUUACAUUUGGUGAUCUUGUGUGAUAUAUAGAUAUGAUAAUUAUGUUGGUUAUGUUCCUUAUAAAACUCUAUAUGCCACAUGCAGAACAUGUUUCUGGUGUAACAGAAAACCUUUCUUUAUCAGAAAGAGGUCAGCCAGGGGUCACUCAGGUGUAUUAUUUGCACAACAGGAGAGUUCAAGGUCAGUAAGAUGUAUUAUUUAUGUAACAGUAGUGUUCAGUCAGGUUUAUAGUGGUCAGUCUUGCCUGUAGUGCUACUGUGAUCAACGACCAUUAGUUACAAGACAAUCAUGACUGAUAAAUCUUUAAAAGUUUGUUUUUUGUAGUUUAUUCAACGAAUUUUAUUUUUUGACAGGAACAACACUUUUCAGUGAUGUUUUGUCAUUCACAAGUAGAUAGAAAUUCUUAGUAAAUCAGACCUGUUUUAUAGUUCUGUGGAUAAAGGGUGUUUAAACAAAGCGCUCAAGUUGACAUUGAAAUGAGGGCCAAGUACUGUAUGUAUAGCUUAUAUCUAAUAGCUGAUAAUGGGCUACUUUAGAUUAGAAUGUACUGGAAUAAGAUUUUCUUCAUAUGUAAGAUACAGGUAAAAUCAAACUGUUAAGAUUACCUGUAAACAUUUUGAUCAUAAUAUUAUGUAGUAUUUACAUAAGUUUACCUUAGAUAUUGUUAGUACAAUGUAUAUAAGAAAUACAUAUUCUCAGAAUAGAUCCUGUUUCGUUGUAACAAUAAUAUUGUUAUACAUAUAAAUCCAGUUUUAUUGUAAAAUGCAGUCUUAUUGUAAAAGUCACUGGAUCUCAUUUUUAUGGCCCAAAGGGCCAGGUGAGCUUAUGGCAUGGCAGGUGUCCGGCCGGCGUCAACUUUUUACUUUAAACAACUUCUU